This is a messenger RNA of Paramecium pentaurelia, 1569 nucleotides long. The record is from the annotation of a GenBank genome assembly. Lineage: Eukaryota; Ciliophora; Oligohymenophorea; Peniculida; Parameciidae.
UAAUGGACAAUUACAUAAAACUAAAAGAAAAAUUGUAAAAUAAAGCCAUAUAUUGUUUAGAUUAUUUAAAAAGCCUGUUAGUGAUAAUGCUGAAAACAGAUAUUGGAAUAGCUUUAAUUAAGUGUUAGAAAAAUAACAUAAUUAAUCAAUAAAAGCUAUUAGUGCCUCUAAUAAUAUCAAAUAAAGAAUAGCUAUAGCAAAUGGCAAUACAGUAGAAAUUUUUAGUACAAAUAAAAAUUAAAUCACAUAAACUUUGAGUAGAUUCAAAACUUAAGUUCUUUCGCUUUAAUUAAGAUGUGAUUCUCAAUUAUUAGCAACCUCACAUGAAGACGGAUUAGUAAAUAUUAUGAACCUUAAGACAAAAACAUCUCUAAGGCAAUUCAAGAAUUUCAAGAAACCAGUGCAUACAAUCAGCUUUAACAAUACAGAUUAAUUAUACGCAGCUGGAGAUGAUGGAGUAAUUAUUAUUAUAAUUUUAGACAAUAAAACUUUUUGAUAUACCAAAUGAUAUGGUGAUUAGAAGCAUACCCAAUGCUCAUAAUGAUUUUAUUAGAUGCAUAGCUGGAUAUGAAGAAUAAUAAUUAUUGUCUUCAUCCUAUGAUAAAUCUAUUAAAUUGUAUGAUUUGAGAAGUAGCAGCAAUGACCCAAUUAAGUCCUACUUAACAAAUUAUCCAAUCGAAUCUAUUUUGAUAUUACCAAAUAAGUUGAAUUUUAUUUCUGCAUAAGAUUAAUUUACAACACUGUGGGAUUUCAGAAAAGACAAUUUUAUUUAAGAAUUACAUACUAAUCAGUAGACUGUUACUUCUUUAUCCUUAGCUUAUUAUCAUGAUUAAAUUAGAAUUAUUACAGGAUCUUUAGAUCAUUAGGUUAAAUUUAUAAGACCUGAUAUUUUAACUGUUACUCAUUAAUUAAAAUGGAAAAGUCCCGUAAUGACCUUGGAUGUCUCUUAAGAUGGAUUUAAUAUAGCUAUUGGAGGAAGUGAUGGUUAAUUGCAAAUAAAUCAAUUAAAACCUUCAAAAAAUGAUGAAGACAUAGAAGAAGAAGAAGAUUACAUUCCUGAAUAUUUAAAGUCUAAUCCACAUUUAUAAAGAAGAAUAAAAAAUUAUAAAUUUUAUAAUAGAGGCAUCUAUUCUAAACUAGCUGAUUAUGAUUUUAAAGUUCCAACAACGCAAAUUUAAAAAUUUUCAGGUUAUGAUAAAUUAUUAGUCACUUUUAAGUAUAAGGAAGCAAUUUUAAAGGUAAAUUUCAAAUACAAUAUAGGCAUUUAAAGAAAAGAAAACUUCAAUAAUACUCAGUCUUGUAGAAGAAUUAUCUGAAAGAGGAGCUUUAGAAGUGGCAUUAAAGGAUAUCGAUGAUGAAGAAUUAUAGAUGAUUUUACAAUUUAUUUUGUAAAAGAUGUCAAAUCCUAAAUACUCUCAUUCCAUGUUACAUUUAUUAGAUAAAUUAGUUGGUAGUAUAUUAAGCAAAAUUUUAGAUUUAUACAACAUUGGCGAUAUUUAUGAAUAAGUAAAAGAGGAGUUAUAAAUUCAAAGAGAAUUAGAAAUUUUGAAAGGAAUGAUUGUGAUCUGA